Molecule: messenger RNA, 532 nt
Organism: Meleagris gallopavo (turkey)
Lineage: Eukaryota; Metazoa; Chordata; Aves; Galliformes; Phasianidae
Source: RefSeq, a predicted model, not a curated record
CGUGGGGCCCCCUCUGCAGGUGUCGACCUCGUGUGUGCCUGUGACAUCCGCUACUGCAGCCAGGACGCGUGGUUCCAGGUGAAGGAGGUGGACAUUGGGCUGGCGGCCGACGUGGGCACUCUGCAGCGUCUCCCCAAGAUCGUGGGCAGCCAAAGCCUCGUCAACGAGUUGGCCUUCACCGCUCGCAAGAUGAUGGCCCCCGAAGCGCACAGCUGCGGCUUGGUGAGCCGUGUUUUCCCAGAUAAGGCUGCGUUGCUGCAGGGAGCUCUGGAUUUGGCCGCCUCCAUUGCAGCCCGCAGCCCCGUGGCCGUGCAGGGCACCAAGGUGAACUUGCUGUACUCGAGGGAUCACCCGGUGCCUGACAGCCUGCGCUUCAUGGCUGCCUGGAACAUGAGCAUGCUGCAGACGGACGACAUCCUGAAAUCAGUGCAGGCAGCCAUGGAGAAGAAGGGCCCUGAGGCCGUCACUUAUUCCAAACUGUAGGGUCAGAACAACCCCCCCAACCCCAAAAUAAACCUGGUCCUGUGCCCCA